AUGAAUGAAAUUCGUUCUGAUCACUUCUGGGGAAGGGGAACAAAGAAACGUCGACUUCAGUACACGAGAUGGAUCGGCACGGCGAACGCGCUAACGGUCGGGCGACAUUUCACGGUACCUUUUCUCGAAUGGCUCUAUUUCAUGCCAGAUGUUGUAACGAUGGAUGUCGGAAUAGCAACGGUGAUCACAGAGACGAUCCUUAGUAUUCGAGCUGCUACCAUUGAGCUGCACUGGUUGUGUAGUCCAAUGAUCGUGGUCAACCAACGUCGGCUCUGA
This is a messenger RNA of Microbotryum saponariae, 276 nucleotides long. Lineage: Eukaryota; Fungi; Basidiomycota; Microbotryomycetes; Microbotryales; Microbotryaceae. The record is from the annotation of a GenBank genome assembly.